This is a messenger RNA of Rhagoletis zephyria (snowberry fruit fly), 376 nucleotides long. The record is from RefSeq and is a predicted model, not a curated record. NCBI's taxonomy places the organism in Eukaryota, Metazoa, Arthropoda, Insecta, Diptera, Tephritidae.
AUGGUUUUUACAAUUAAUAAUAAAGUGCUACGUGCGCAUAAAACAAUUAUUUGCGCUCGAUCGCCAGUUUUUGCUGCCAUGUUCAGUAACGAAUGCAAAGAAAGCAAAGAAAAUAAAGUGACUAUUUCGGAUAUCUCUGUUGAAGUUUUCAAAGAAGUACUUCAGUUUAUUUAUACUAAUCAUGUUAAUCAGAUGGAAGAAUAUGCUAUGGAACUAUUGAUUGCAGCAGAUAAAUAUCAAAUUUCUGAGUUGAAAUCUAAUUGCACAAAUUUUAUCAUAAGUAAAAUAUCUACUCAUUCAGUUGUAGAACAUUUAAUUAUAGCCGAUCAAUACAAUUUUGUGCGGAUUAAAUCCAGUUGCCUUGAUUAUAUUACAA